Messenger RNA from Oreochromis aureus, 1714 nucleotides. RefSeq lists its product as uncharacterized. Gene Ontology annotation, biological process: DNA integration. The record is from RefSeq and is a predicted model, not a curated record. Lineage: Eukaryota; Metazoa; Chordata; Actinopteri; Cichliformes; Cichlidae. Gene Ontology annotation, molecular function: nucleic acid binding. Bases 45 to 1334 code for a protein of 429 amino acids. The transcript has 2 exons.
AGUCAGCUCAGUAUGACAGUUUUCCGGAGGAGGUGGUAGCUCUGAUGAAGGGACGGACUCUGGCCCUGAAUAGUCGACUUUGUUCGCUCUGCCCUGAGUAUGAUCAGGUUACUGGCCUGAUAAGGGUUGGAGGACGCCUGAGACGUGCCGAAGGUCUGGACUCAGACACCAUACACCCUAUUGUGCUACCUCCCGAACACCCGGUAACUAAGCUCCUCGUCCAACACUUUGACACUAUUCUGUUGCACCCUGGUCCAGAGCGCGUCUUUGCAGAGAUACGGCGCGCUUAUUGGAUCAUUAGAGGGCGACAAGUAAUCCGGAGACAUCAAAGACAAUGUGCAGAGUGCCAGAAAUGGCGGGGGAGGCCUGCUUCCACCAAAAUGGCUGAUUUGCCGGCAGCGAGACUCCGGAUCCACAAACCUGCUUUCUGGUCAACGGGAGUUGAUUGCUUCGGUCCCUACACCAUCAAGAUAGGCCGGAGGCAUGAGAAGCGCUGGGGCAUAGUCUUUAAGUGCCUAACCACCCGAUGUGUACACCUGGAUUUGCUGCCAAGCCUGGACUCAGACGCUUUCCUCAUGGCUGUGCGAAGAUUCGUCUCUCGACGGGGUACCCCAUUCGAGAUAUGGUCAGAUCAGGGCACUAAUUUCCGAGGGGGUGCUCGAGAGUUACAGGAAGCUUUCUCUAUGAUGACGCCCAUUCUUCAGGCACAGCUAGCAAAGCAGAGGAUAACCUUUCAUUGUAAUCCACCGCAUGCCCCCCAUUUUGGGGGAGCAUGGGAACGGGAGAUAAGGUCGGUUAAGGGGGCACUCCAGGUCAUCCUGAAGAAUCAGAUUGUGACGGAAGAAGUCCUCUGCACGGCUCUCCUUGAAGUAGAAGGGAUCCUUAAUGCGAAACCUCUCGGUUACGCAUCCUCGGAUAUUGCUGAUCCUGACCCCAUUACACCAAAUCUCCUGCUUAUGGGGCGGCGGGACGCUUCACUGCCGCAGGUGAUUUACGGACCAGGGCAUUUUAUCACCAGUCGAAGAUGGAAACAAAGCCAGGUAAUUGCUGACCACUUCUGGAGCCAGUUCAUUCGGAGGUACCUCCCAGGUCUUCAGCUCAGACAGAAAUGGCGUGAUCUGACACCCGACCUCGCUGUAGGUCAGGUUGUCAUGAUCGUGGACUCGCAACUGCCCCGGGCCAUGUGGCCAGUUGGGAAGAUUUCAAAGGUGUUUCCCGGAGCAGAUGGUGUAGUGCGUUCGGCGGAGGUGCAAGUAAAGGAUCAUACUUACAUACGACCAGUUGUUAAGUUGGUUACCCUGCCUCAGAUGCCAGAGGAAGAGACCUCCGCAUAGUACAACACAGACUUUUUGUAAUGAUGUGUAUUUGUUGCACAAAUACAGGGGCGGCUGUAGAAAAGCCUGUGUUAGGGUGAACUACAUUACCCAGCAGCCUCUGGGCAGUGACGGGAUUCAUGGGAUUUCGGAGCUGGAUGGUGUUCGUUCGUUCCUGGGCUGGCGAUUGAGGAGAGAGCUGCUGGGAAGGGAAGCAAAUAGCCCAUCCUGUAUUUGUUGGGGAUGGUGUGCGUCAAUUAAAAAAACCACACCAUAUCACCCCUCCACAUCCUCCUACUGUAUGCCAUACCUUCCUGUACCAUCCAUCUGACCGCCAAUAAACUCCACCUGUGGUAAUGUAAUCCCUGGAUGUCAGCCUCUCCUUCUGACCGAGGAUAGUU